AGAAGGAAGAUCUACAUUUAAUUGAAAAAUAUUACGUGUAUUGUAACACCAAACAUGAAGUUCUUGUGUAUGUUAAGGUGUUUACAAAUAGCCCAUUUCUAGUAUGUAUGGAUUUACUCCCUCCCAAUUAUUUGUGGAUUGGUCCAGAUGGAAUAAAUUUAGAAGGGAGAAUGCGUGUGAAUCUUACAGAAACAGGAAAGCUGAUGGUGAUGGGUUUUCACAAGUGUACAUCUGGAUCCUACACUUGUGCUCUUUUUCACAGAAUCCUAGAAACUACAACACAAGAAAAAGAAAUACUUGAAACCUAUGAAUUUACGGUAUAUGCAUACAGGGAAGCUGACCACACGUAUCAGGUCUUUGUGCACUUUACUACAAGGGAAUGCGAGCUGGCAGCUAACGGCCACUUCUUCACAGAACUAAAGAAAAUCUUAAAUAACAUCAUCUCCCAUCUGACGCUGUGUCACAUUGUUGAGUCGCCCUACAAGUGCCACUCUGCCUAGAGGCCAAAACAAAGGCACCCGCAUGAGCUAUUUGUUAGCUUUCAAGUCAGCCCUUUUGCACCAGGAUGGGAAGAAGUUUGCUACCACAUUCCUUACAACUGUGAAGAUGCGACAAACCUGAGAAGUUCUCAAGAGAUCGAAUUGAAGAGUUUUUUCCAAAAGCAGACAUAUGCUUUGAGUCACGAGUUUCAAACUGCUCCUGCCAUACACUACAUGGACAACAGUUUCUCUGUUAUUUACACUGACAGCAGUCUACCAGGUUUCAGGAAAAAUGACAUCACCUACAAGAGCUGCGCUAGUUGCUGCGUAGUCUGCAAGCCUGGAAUGUACAGCCCUAACCACGACGUGACCUGCUGG
This is a messenger RNA of Mesitornis unicolor (brown roatelo), 857 nucleotides long. RefSeq names its product zona pellucida binding protein 2 (gene ZPBP2). The record is from RefSeq and is a predicted model, not a curated record. Gene Ontology annotation, cellular component: extracellular region; zona pellucida receptor complex; acrosomal vesicle. Lineage: Eukaryota; Metazoa; Chordata; Aves; Mesitornithiformes; Mesitornithidae. Gene Ontology annotation, biological process: binding of sperm to zona pellucida; acrosome assembly.